Messenger RNA from Xylona heveae TC161, 2025 nucleotides. Its product is annotated as ARM repeat-containing protein. Gene Ontology annotation, molecular function: mRNA binding. NCBI's taxonomy places the organism in Eukaryota, Fungi, Ascomycota, Xylonomycetes, Xylonales, Xylonaceae. The transcript has 3 exons. The record is from RefSeq and is a predicted model, not a curated record. Gene Ontology annotation, biological process: regulation of translation. Gene Ontology annotation, cellular component: nucleolus. The coding region runs from base 1 to 2025 and encodes 674 amino acids.
AUGGCCAAUCUCAAGCGCAAAGGAGCCUCGGAGGCCGCAAGGGUUUCCAGUGAAGCAAAAAGCAAGAAGGUCAAAGUUGAAAAAUCCACCGCAAAGCCCUCCAAGAUCCAGAGUUUGGAGUCUAAUUCAGUCUCCGAUGAUUUUGAGGGACUCAGUGACCAGGAAAGCUCUUCUGAUGAUGGCUCUUCUACUUUGAGCAUAGAGAAGGAAAGCAAAAAUGAUGAAGAAGGCUCAAAGAAAGGAAAGCCCACAGGAAAUUCGUCAAGAGAGUCGCACGCAAAACAGAAGGCUCUCGCACAGGAGCGCAAAUCUGCGAAACCUAAUUCUGAUAUUAUUCAGCGAUCGAAGAAACUAUGGGAACGCUUACGCCGCAAGUCCCAUGUCCCUCGCGACGAGAGAAAGGAGCUCGUGGCCGAGCUUUAUGAUAUCAUUACUGGCCGAGUGAAGGACUUCGUCCUCAAGCACGAUUCUGUACGCGUCAUUCAGACAGCUUUGAAGUAUGCCACUCUCGAGCAGAGAAAGAUGAUCGCCCGCGAACUGAAAGGCGAAUACUGCACCCUGGCAGAAGGGCGUUACGCCAAAUUUCUGGUUGGAAAAUUGCUUGUGCAUGGCGAUGCUGAAGUCAGAGAUAUAAUUGUACCUGAAUUUUACGGCCAUGUCCGCCGCCUCAUUAAACAUCCAGAAGCAUCAUGGAUUCUUGAUGAUAUCUAUCGAGGCAUUGCUACCCCUCGGCAAAAAGCUUGCCUUCUCCGUGAAUGGUAUGGACCAGAAUAUGCUAUUUUCAAGACGAACAACGAGCAACAACCGACUUCGGACCUGUCAGUCAUACUCUCGCACAAUCCAGAAAAGCGUGCUCCUGUGAUGCAAUACAUGCAUGAAUUGAUUAAUCUGCUUGCUCAAAAGCGAAUGACCGGCUUUACAAUUCUUCAUGAUGCAAUGCUACAGUAUUUCCUUAACACGAAACCUGGCUCACACGAGGCCAACGAGUUUCUUGAACUCUUGAAAGGAGACGAAGAAGGAGGACUUCUCAAGAAUUUGGCUUUCACGAAGUCAGGAGCCAGAGUUGUUUGCUUGGCAUUGGCAUAUGGAAGUGCAAAGGACAGAAAGCAAAUUCUGAAGUUCUACAAAGAUCUCAUUGUUGAUCUAGCUUUCGAUAGUUUCGGUCAUCAGAUCCUGUUGGCAGCAUACGAUGUGAUCGAUGAUACGGUGUUGACAUCGAAAUCCAUAUUUCCUGAGCUCCUUGGAAAGGAUGCGGCACCGGAGACUCAAGCUGAUGCGGUUCUGGCCUGCGUUGUCAGUCUUAACGCCAGAAUUCCUCUCCUGUACCUAUUUGCCGACAAAGCCGUGUGGCUUUUGCCACCCGAGGAUGUGGCUGUAUUGGAAGAGAUUGAUCAGAUUCGCGCUUCGACCUCCAAGAAAGAUAGCAAUCUUCGCCGACGGGAAUUGAUCCGCGCAAUCUCCCCUACCUUACUUAGCGUGACGCAGUCUCACGCAAGUACGAUGUUGGAGACAUCGUUCGGAUGCCAAUUUGUUACUGAGCUCUUGCUCGGCUGUGAUGGAGAUAAAGAAGCAGCUCUGGACGCCGUUGCGGAUCAAGCAGUUGGUAAUCCAGGAAAAGAGGGUCACGUUGCGCAGUCUCCCGCUGUCGGCAGGAUGCUCAAGACUUUGGUACAAGAAGGCCAUUUCAACAGCAAAACGAAAGAGGUUGUGAGGGUAGAUCCUCCUCUCAAUUUUCACAACAUCCUCUAUGAGCGAAUCAAGGACCAUAUCCUUGACUGGGCAACCGGCCCAAGUUCAUUUGUCGUUGUAGGGCUUGUUGAAGCCGACGGAUUUUCAGAAAAAGAUGGUCUCUUGAAGUUGUUGAAGAAGGGAAAGAAAGCUCUAGAAGCCGCAGCGAGUCCGCCUCGCUCUAAGGUGUCCGCGGAAAGCAAAAAGGGCUCUAGCAAAGACGGCAAGAGCGCAAAGAACCCGCCUGCCCAGCACUCCAACAAGGGAGCUAAGAUUCUGCUUGAAAAGCUUUCUUGA